GAGGAGAAGGUGGAGGAAGAGGAGAGCGUCAGUCUGAACCGUGCGCCUUUUUGGAGUCACGUUACGCCCCGACAGGGAGAGCAGCUCCGGGGAGGGACAUUUUCACAUGUGGAAAGGGAAUAACUGUUGAUCUUCGCUUUCUCUUUCUGCGGGGAGCUCAAGUACACCUGUCCCCAUACACAGAGUUAAGGCGCAAGUCCCGAGCAGAAGCUGCCGCUUUUUUUUAUUCAUCUGUUUCUUUUUUAAGUUUCCAAAAGUUAGAAAAAUGUUGGGCAGCGGUAAGUCACCGAAAGCAACUUCGAAGGAGCAGAGGAGUAAAGUGGCGGAGACGCCUACGAACCCAAUAAAAAGGCUCGGACUUUUGGACAAUGAAGAUAUCCGUGUUAUGAUGCAAGGCUCCAGUAUGGUGAAAGUUCGCUCUUCCAGGUGGAAAAAGAGCAGAAGCCUGCGGUUGCUGGAGGAUGGACUUACCGUCUGGUGCGAGUCCACCAAGAGCUCCCGCAAAGCCAAAUCCCAGCAGACGUUUGCGGUGACCGAGGUGGAGUGCGUGCGCGAGGGUUGCCAGUCGGAGGCACUCAGGCAGCUGUCCGGGUCGGUCCCAGAGAACCAAUGCUUCACGGUGAUCUUCAAAGGAGCCAGGAAGAGCCUGGACCUGCUAUCCCCCUGUGCGGAAGAAGCCCAGCGCUGGGUGCGAGGACUCCGCUUACUGAAGGAGCGCGUUGGCAACAUGACGCAGAAGGAAAAACUGGACCAUUGGAUCCAUGGCUAUCUGAGGCGAGCAGAUCACAACCAGGAUGGCAAGAUGAGCUACGACGAGGUCAAACGGCUGUUACAGAUGAUCAACAUUAACCUGAAUGAGCAGUACGCCCACUGUUUAUUCAAGCGGUGUGACCGAUCUGGCGAUGGACGUCUGGAUCACACAGAGACUGAGGAAUUCUGCAGGGAGCUGCUACGUCGGCCUGAACUGGAUGCCGUGUUUAGACACCAUUCGAGUAAUGGGUGUGUGCUUUCUACUGCGGAGUUGCGUGACUUCCUGGGAGACCAAGGAGAGGAUGCCUCAUUUAAUCAUGCUAAGAGUCUGAUACUCACCUACGAGCUCAAUGACUGGGCUCAGAAGAACCUGUUCAUGACUCAGAACGGCUUCACCAUGUACAUGCUGUCAGGGGAGAAUGAUGUCUUCAACCCUGACCACACUAGAGUCUACCAAGACAUGAGCCGCCCUUUGGCCCAUUACUUUAUCUCCUCAUCACACAACACCUACCUCACCAAGGACCAGGUUACCAGCGCCAGCAGCACUGAGCCAUACAUUAGGGCUCUGAAUCAGGGCUGCCGCUGUGUGGAGCUGGACUGCUGGGAUGGAGAUAAAGGUGAACCCGUCAUCUACCACGGCCACACCCUCACCUCUAAAGUCCCCUUUAAGGAAGUCAUAGAAACUAUCGCCCAGUAUGCGUUCAAGGCGUCCCCAUACCCUCUGAUCCUGUCCUUGGAGAAUCACUGUUCUGUGGAACAGCAGGCAGUCAUGGCUAAACAUCUCCGUACCAUCCUUGGCAUUAAACUGCUCACCAAGCCUCUGAGUGACCUGCCACUGAGUGAGCUGCCUUCUCCCGAGGAAGUUAGGGGGCGUAUUCUGGUAAAGGGAAAGAAUCACACUCCUCACUUGGGUCAGCUGAGCAAGAACGGAAGUUUUGCCAGCUUCUCCUCGAGCUCUGAAGAUGAAUUUGUAAGCACUAAUAAGAGCACACCCAAAAAGGAUCCUGCAAAGGUCUGUUCUAAACUGAGCCUUGAGCUAUCAGAGCUGGUGGUAUAUUGCAAGAGCGUUACUUUCCAAGGGUUUGAAAGUGCAUCAAACAAACCUCCAAAUGAAAUGUCUUCCUUUUCUGAAAAUGAUGCCCUCAGGCUCAUCAAAGAUUCAGGGAAGCUUUUUGUGAGACACAACAGCAGGCAGCUGAGCCGGAUCUACCCCUCUGGCCAGCGCCUGCAAUCAUCCAACUACGAUCCUAAAGAAAUGUGGAACGUUGGCUGCCAGAUGGUGGCCCUGAACUUCCAGACACCUGGGGAGCAGAUGGACCUUAACCAGGGUCGUUUCCUUACCAAUGGUCGCUGUGGAUACAUCCUCAAACCCAGCUUCUUAUGCAGCACCACAUCUAACUUUAAUCCAGAGAACACUGGCGGAGGCCCUGGUCACACCCCUACCCAGCUAACUAUACGAAUUUUAUCUGCGCAGCAGCUGCCAAAAAUCAACACAGAGAAAGCGAGCUCCAUUGUGGAUCCACAAGUGUGGGUGGAAAUUCACGGAGUGGCUAUUGAUAACGCCAGAGACAAAACCCACCGCAUUGACAACAAUGGUUUCAACCCACGGUGGGACUGCACUCUGAGCUUCCAGCUGCAAGUCCCUGAACUGGCCCUGGUGCGCUUUGUAGUGGAGGACCACGAUCACACUGCCAAAAAUGACUUCGUAGGGCAGUUUACCUUGCCUUUCACAAGCCUCCGCACAGGCUAUCGACAUGUUCACCUGUUGAAGGCAGAUGGCUCCAGCCUGUCCCCAGCUACGCUUUUCAUCCAUGUAAAAGUGAACCGCAAAGGAGUUCCUGUCAAAAGUGUGUCAGAGCAUAUGGCCAUGUGCAAAGGCAAAGCAUGAAACAGAUCUGAACUGGAUGAAAAGAAAUGUUUUUUUUUUUCUUAUAAGAAGCAGUUUUGAAACAAGAAGCUCCUAAUGUGAGGGGAGUGCUGCUGUUUCUGCCAGCCGCUCUCCCAGUCCAAACAUCAAAUGGUCUGAUUUAAUCUCAGCCGCUCUCUAAAAGCAGGAGGAAGAUGUUUAUCAGAGAUGAAGAAGAACACUGGCUCUCAGAUGCAGAGCUGUGGAGACAGGACAUUGGAUAGCGAGGCUCCCGAAACACAUUUUUACAACAGAGUGUGGUUUUAGUUUGAACUCUUAAAAACUUCUAGAAGGAAUAAAUAGGUCUUUCACAUUUUGUAAUGUCCAUUUGAGAAAUCUUAAACUGUUUUUUAUAUUUGUAUGUUUUUGCUUCUUAACUUAAAACUGAAGAUAGUUUAACAAAAAAUGAGUGACUUUAGUGAAUUUAGGUGCUACCACAAAGAAAGUAAGCAUAACUGGCUUUUAAAUGUGACCUAUAUUUUUAGAGAUGUAUUAUUUUAGCAUUGGGAUGUUAAAGAGAUAAUGAGCCAAAAGGUUGUACUAAGCAUGAACUAAUAUCAGAGACUAUUUGUUAAGUCCUGAUACUUAAGAUAUGUUGGCACUUUUGAUUUUUCUGUGGAAGACAAAUGACUGUUUCUGAUAUGUACAAAUGGACUAAAUGUAGGUAAUUUUUUUACUUAUGCCUUAUUUGGGUCAUCAUCAUUUCAUAUGUUCAGAUAACAAGAAUCAGACUGUGCUUAAUUUUUCAUGUAGAUAAACUUGAUUUAUCAGUUUAUUUUUUUGCCAAUUCUUUUUCACACACAGAAAAUGGAACUUUAUCACCAACUGCAGAAAUCUUACACAGCCAGCAAUCACUGCAGGCCACAACAAACACUUCACUGAUGAUUAAAUGCUUCAGUAAUGGAAGGUGACGCUCAGAGUUUGCUGUAAUUACAGUUUAUACACUGUAGGUGGUUUUCAUAGAUUUUAACAUGGUGAGUGAAGUAAAACUUAGGUGUUACAGAUUCAGCUUCUGUUUUAUGAAUGCAAGCUGUUACGUGAACAAGAGAAAAUGCUGCUAUUAUAAAGCAUUGAUAACA
Messenger RNA from Melanotaenia boesemani (Boeseman's rainbowfish), 3735 nucleotides. RefSeq names its product 1-phosphatidylinositol 4,5-bisphosphate phosphodiesterase delta-3-A-like. Gene Ontology annotation, biological process: lipid metabolic process; intracellular signal transduction. The transcript is spliced from 15 exons. Bases 266 to 2638 code for a protein of 790 amino acids. NCBI's taxonomy places the organism in Eukaryota, Metazoa, Chordata, Actinopteri, Atheriniformes, Melanotaeniidae. The record is from RefSeq and is a predicted model, not a curated record. Gene Ontology annotation, molecular function: calcium ion binding; phosphatidylinositol-4,5-bisphosphate phospholipase C activity.